AUGCGUUUCUACUCUAUCGCUCUGUUGACUGGCGCUACCGCCGUUGCUGCUGGUAACACCGCAGACCUCCUCCUCCCCGGCUUCCAGGGCAAGGACCUGCAAGCCGGUAUCAUCGGCUCCGAGGGAGAUGCGACUACCUACCGCAUCACCUGCCCCAAGACCGUGGCCGCCUCUGAUUGCGGUAUCCCCGGCGAGGGCAUGACCGCGGUUGCUGCCCCGACUUCCAUGCAGCUCAGCAACGUCAACAUGCAGGGAACCACUGGAACUCUGUCUUGCAACGUUGAGGGCACCACCUACGCUUCUUGCCAGGCCUCCGCCGGCACUGUCACCCCCUCCGGUACUCUGGGCUCGGCCGACCUCAACUGGAUGUCCGUGACCGUCACCGGUCCCUGCUCCACCAGCACCCCGACUCCCACGUCGACUCCCACUCCGACCCCAACCCCAUCCAGCACCACCGCGGUCAUGACUCCCACUCAGACCCCCACUUCCACCAUGACCCCGAGCAUGACCCCCAAGAAGUCCUCUUCGGGCCUCAUCUCCACCCCGCUUGUCACUUCCACCCCCCUGGUCGCUGCCCCAACCAGCGAUGCAGUCAUCUCCGCAACUGGCGCGCCCUCCGCUUCCCCCUCGGCUUUCAACGCCGCCGGCCAGCUCGGAGGAAACCUCUGGACCGUUGGUGGUGCCGUCCUGGCCCUGGCUUGCGCUUUCAUCUAA
Messenger RNA from Penicillium antarcticum, 714 nucleotides. RefSeq names its product putative GPI anchored glycoprotein. The transcript has 3 exons. The coding region runs from base 1 to 714 and encodes 237 amino acids. Lineage: Eukaryota; Fungi; Ascomycota; Eurotiomycetes; Eurotiales; Aspergillaceae. The record is from RefSeq and is a predicted model, not a curated record.